AUGGAUGCCGUAGAGAUGGUGGAGUUCGAGUUGGUGGACUUUGAAAAGGUGGUGGAUGACCAUGGAAGAGUGGUGUUUGUGUUAAUGGACUUCAAGAAGGUGGUGCUUGAGAUGGUGGACUUCUCGAAGAACGGUGGAUGCCUAAAAAAGAUGGUGGACUUCUUGAAGACGGUCUAUAAGAUGGUGGUGUCUGGGAUGGCGGACCUCGAGAAGGUAAUGAACGUCCAUAAGAGGGUGGUGGACCUCGAAAAGGUGGUGUGGUUUCUAAAUGGAGGUGGAUGCCUAUCAGAUGGUAGUGUGAAUGCCUAUGAGAUGCGGUCUCUGAUUGGUGGUUUUUUGAGAAGGCGGUGGGUGUCUACACAAAUGGUGACAUUUGGAAUGUUGGACCUCUGGAAAGUGGUGGAUGUCUACGAAAUGGUGGUGUUUGAAUUGCGGGACUCGAGAAGGCUGAUAGGCUCCAUUUUCACUGGCAAGAAAACUAUAACGGUGGCAAAUAAUGCAGUGAAGACUUCACAGGCUUAG
Dovyalis caffra is the source of this 522-nucleotide messenger RNA. The record is from the annotation of a GenBank genome assembly. Lineage: Eukaryota; Viridiplantae; Streptophyta; Magnoliopsida; Malpighiales; Salicaceae.